ACAAUUUCGAUAAACGUAAAACUAGAAAUGUUUGGCUACACUGUACGAUUGUUACUAUCACCAUUUUGUCAAUAUAAUAUUUACAUAAUGAUAAUCAAUUAAAAAUUGUUACACAAUAAUAGCUGGUAUGUACUUCACUAGGUACUUCAUUAAAUUAAUUAUUUACACAUAUAUCCAUUUAUAUUUUAUCCAAUAGCUAACCUCAUUAUAAAUUCAAUGUUUUAGUUCAAUUGUUACCAUUAUUCUGUAACACGUCAUGCAGUCGACCUGUUUUUCUUUUAAAUUUUAAAUAUAAUGUAAGUUGGCACCUACCACCAAACUUCGAUAGUUAAGUGAAAGUUACAAUUUGGAAGUUGUAUUUGUAUUAUAAUAAAGUAAGUUUUCCUAGUGAUUCCUCGUACAUCUUUAAUUUGUUUAAUUUUUCAAAAAUAUACAUUAUAGAUAUAUAUUUUAUUAUAAUUUUAAUAAAUGAAAUCCAUAACCAUUUGUCAUUCAUGAAUGGUAUUAAUCAAUUUUGAAUAAAAGUAAACUUUAAAAAUUAUGAAAUAAUUUGUUCUUAUAUCAUAAUAAUAACUAAUAAUCUAACUAAUAUAUUUAGUUCCCAUAGAGUCUAGUUACCUGCAAACAAAUUAACUACUCAAAAUAUUUAUUAUUUUUCUUUUUUAAAAAAAUAUUGAAAUAUAUCCUCUAUUGAUUUUUAGGUAAAUAACAAUAUUGUAUUACAUUUAACAAUAUUAUUUACAUUACUUUUAUAAUUUUAUUUUAGGUAAAUUUCAGAUAAAAUCAAAGAUGAAUCUAGUCAGAAAUCCAAAUUAUGAAUAAAUAUUCAACAACCAUUAUGGAUAUACAAUAACGUACGGCUUCAAAUAUUCACUUAAUAACAACUUUACCUCAACUAGAUCAAUGCUUUUCUUUUGGUGUUGGAGAAACUUAUCUUUCUAAGCUAUUAAAUUAAAAUAAACUGUUUAUCUUUAUAUUAUAUUUAUAUUACAUAUUAUACCUAUAAGGAAUAGGUAAAUGAGCAUGAAUAACACUUUUAACAACUAAACAUAGCACUUACACGACGUUAGUUAUGGGAGUUGUUAAGAAAAAUAAAACUGUAGUUAGGAAAAGUCCAAGACAGCAUCAAUGCAAAUAUUGUUUUAAGGUUUUCCCAUUUCCCAAUGUAUUGAAAAAGCAUUACAGGAUUCAUACUGGUGAACGACCAUAUGAGUGUGAUUUGUGUGGAAAUAGAUUUACUCAUCAAAAUACUCUAAAAAAUCACAAGUUUUGCAUUCACAACUGUGGUCGAGAAGAAGAUUUUACAUGUGGUCAUUGUGACAAAAAGUUUCCCCUUAAAGAACGACUAAUUGAACAUGUGCGCAUUCACACUGGAUAUUUUCCUCACAGGUAUUUUUUUUUUUUUACACUUUUAUUAAUCAAUAAUUUAAUUAUAUUUUAUAAACAGGAAAAAUCAAAUUUGAAAUUAAAAUAUCUAUUAUUAUUUAGAGUAGAUACUUUUGUAUUUUUAAUUAUAAGUUAAGUAUUAAUCUUUGAUCAUGGGACCUUUAGUAGAUUUUUUUAAAAUCGAUGGUUAAUAAUGAAAAAAAAAAUUACAUACAUUUAAUUAAAUGUUUACUAUUUUUUAAUUUCAAUACAUUUGUAUACAAUGAAACCUUUGUUUACCUACAAAGAAUUUAAAAUUUUCUUUUAUAGAAAAAAGAUGUCCCCUAUUGGAGAGAUAAAAUUUAGAAGUAUUCUAAUACUUCACUAUUUAAAAAUAUCUACUUGGUAGUUACUAUGUACUAUUGAGAUUUAUCUUUAAACAAAAGUUUUACUUUAUCACUGUUGAGUAAUGUAUAUUUGUUAAAAACAAAUUAUAAGAUGAAAUUUAAUAACUCAGAAGUUAAUAAAUAUUUAUAUUUCGCUCUAGAUUAGGGGCAUAAUUAUUAUCUUUUAUUAUUUCAAUUGUUAUUUCUUGAGCUACUUUUUCUAUACAUUUUUAGAUGUGACAAAUGCUUAAAAUCCUUCACAAGAGCCAGUCAACUAUGGCAACACGCGCGUUCUCAUAACAAACAAUAUACGCUAGAAUGUGCAAUAUGUCAUCAAUUAUUUGCAUGUCGAUCAGUUCUUCGUGGUCAUAUGAAACGGCAUAUGGGACAAAAUGAUUAUGUAUGUGAAGUGUGUGGCAAAGCAUUUUUACGUAGGGAUGGUCUAACUAAACAUCUAUCUAGCUAUCACAAUAAUAUCAGAGCAUUUACAUGUAAAAUUUGUCAUAAACAAUUUAAAGGACAUAUGAUACAACAUUUGAGAACACACAGACAUGAAAAACCAUAUGAGUGCAAGAGUUGUGAUGCCCGUUUUGUGCAACGUUCUCAAUUAACAGUUCACGAAAGAAGACAUAGUGGAGAGAAACCAUAUCCAUGUCCAGUUUGUAAAGUAUCCUUUGCACAUUCAACUGCUAUGAAAAUGCAUGUGAGACGUCAUACAGGAGAAAAGCCAUUUAAAUGUCUAGUUUGUACCAAUACAGCAUUUACUCAACUACCACAUUUAAAAAAACAUAUGUUAACCAUACACAAAACUGAUAAACCAUACCUGUGUGUAAAGUGCAAUUCAUAUUUUAAAACAAAAACUCAAAUAAUAACUCAUGAAGAAACAUGUUCACCAAAACAAGAAACUAAAGAAUUUAUUCCUCCUAGUAUGGCUUUGGAUCGAAUGCGCAUGUUAUUAGCAGUUUUGUUGAUACGUAUAUCAACCACUGAACGUUUAAAUGCAUUAGGGUUUGGAAAAAGGCUUAUAGAUUUGGUAUUAUGUGAUUCAAUUGAAAACUCUGGUCGUAGCCCUUAUCGUGGAAAUGACCUAAGUGAAAAUGAUUUAUUAAAAAAGAAUAUUGAAAUAUUACUAGACUGGACUGUACCAAAAAUGUAUAUGGAUCGGUUCAAGAGUGAACGACGCACAACUGAAGAAAUUUUAGAGGAACUAACGUCGUGACUUUAGCAUUUUAGUAACUGCCUAUCACUUGUUAGCUUUUCCAUAGGUUAGGUAAAAAUAAUCUAUACUUCUAGGCACAGUUCAAGACUGUGCAUUCAGAUCGAAUUUGUGCCAUUAUUAGGUUUCAUUAAAUAAAUUUCCAAAGUAAUAUAAUUAUUUAUGGUAUGUAUAUAUUAUAAAACUUUAUAAUUAUUAUGAAUAUAAUAAACCUUUAUAUAAUGACACAAAUACAUCAGAGAUUCAAUUACUUAAUGAAUCAAGUUAUAUAAUGCAAUAUGUAUAAGCUACUUGUUCUUCUAAAGCUAUCGUGCAUCACUCUGUUUAAAAUUAUAGCUCAAUUGGUGACGGUAAAUUUAUAAUAUAUAAUACUGAAUAUCUAAGUAUUUGAUAAUGUAAAUAAUUCUUUAUAUUUAUUGUUAUGUAUGUUCAAACCAGCAAAUUUUAAUUGUGUAUUAUACAAAUUACAAUUAUAUGUAGAAGUUAAUUAAUGACAUAGUAAGCUUUUAUUCAAUAGGUAAUGGAAAUAUUAACUUUAUUAAUAUAUUAAAUUGGUGUUGGUUUUCACAAAUGUUAAUAUAUUAUAAUAAUGUACACCUCCCUUGCUUUCUGCUGUAACUAAUUUAUUAUUAUUUGUAGUUUGAGUUAUAAGACAUCUAGUUAAAUUUAUUAUUUAUUCAAACCAAAAUGAAUUGUUUUUAGGUGUUAUGUUAACAACUCGGAUGCCAAAGUUUAUAAGUUUAUAAAUUGUAUUAUUUAAUUUUUAAUUUUUUGUAAACCAAAGACUUAAUUAAGUGGAUUACCAAAGAAGUUAUUCUAGUCACACCAUUAGUGAGAAUGGUGAGAAUCAAAACUUUAUCAUAACAAUUUAUUCAUAUACUUUCUUGACAUUUAAAAUAUUUUUAUUUUCGAAAAAUUAAAUAUUAAUGUAAUUUAUUUUACAAUAAGUUUGAUUUAAAUUGAAAUACAUAAUAUUUUUUUACCAUAAUUCUUUAACUCUAUUAUUUUUAAGGAGUAUAUAAUAAUAUAAAAGUAAUUAAAUUAAUGGGAAUAAAUUCCUUAAAUUAACCAUAAAAAAUGUAUGUAUAAUUAUAAUGAUUUGUUACUAAUAAUUAAGAAAUAAUUUAAUUGUUGUGUUCAGUUUAUAUAUAUAUAUAUAUAUAUAUAUAUAUAUAUGUAUAAAUUACUAUUUUUAAUUGUUUUAUCAAAUAUAUAUGUAUCUAUGAUUAUUGCAACUAUUGAAUUAUAUAAUAUUAUUUUAUUAAAAAUUUACUUAGUGUGUGCUAAUUAGUGAAUUUUAAUGGGUGUAUUGUUAAAUAUUUAUAUUUUAGGUUACCAAUAGUGUGCAUAUUAUUGUAUCAUACAUUAAUUGUUUUUUUCUCUCCUUUUUUUGGGAACUAAUAUUAUUUGAAAAUUUAAUUUUUGUUUUGGUUUUUAAAAAAAAAAAAAACUUAUUUAAAAUUAUUGUUUGUGUAUUAUUCUUUUAAAAUUACCUUAAAUUACUUCAAUUUAAGUAGGUAUAAAUAAUCUGAAUAUUUUGACAUUUAUGAUUGUUUCAU
Cinara cedri is the source of this 4526-nucleotide messenger RNA. The record is from the annotation of a GenBank genome assembly. NCBI's taxonomy places the organism in Eukaryota, Metazoa, Arthropoda, Insecta, Hemiptera, Aphididae.